GGGCCGGGGUGGGGCGGGGGCCGGCGCGGGGCAGGGCCGGGCCGGGCUGCUGCGGGGCCGGCGCUCUCAGAGGAACCCCGGCACUUGCCCCGAAGGUGUGCAGAGCGCGCGCCAUGAGGACGCUGUGGAUGGCGCUGUGCGUGCUGGCGCGGCUGUGGCCCGGGGCCCUGGCCGGCUGCGCGGACGCCGGGCGCUGCUGCCCCGGCCGGGACCCCGACUGUUUCGCCAGCGGCUGGAGGCAGGACCGGGUCUACGGGACGUGCUUCUGCGACCAAGCCUGCCGCCUCACCGGGGACUGCUGCUUCGACUAUGCCAGGGCGUGCCCAGCUCGCCCGUGCAUCGUUGGGGAGUGGAGCCCCUGGAGCGGUUGUGCCGGCCAGUGUCGGCCCACGGCGCGCGUGCGGAGGCGCGCGGUGCAGCAGGAGCCUCAGAACGGCGGCGAGCCCUGCCCGGCCCUGGAGGAGAGAGCCGGCUGCCUGGAGUACGCGACGCCGCAGGGCCAGGACUGCGGGCAUGCCUUCGUCCCUGCCUUUAUAACUACCUCUGCGUUCAACAAGGAGCGAACAAGACAGGCGGUCUCCCCACACUGGACCACAAACACAGAGGACGCUGGAUACUGUAUGGAGUUCAAGACAGAGUCAUUGACUCACCACUGUGCCAUGGAAAAUCGCCCCCUGACCCGAUGGAUGCAAUAUCUCCGAGAGGGCUACACAGUGUGUGUGGACUGUCAGCCUCCAGCUAUGAACUCUGUGAGCCUUCGUUGUUCUGGCGAUGGCUUGGACUCUGACGGAAAUCAGACCCUCCAUUGGCAAGCAAUUGGCAAUCCUCGAUGUCAAGGAACUUGGAAAAAAGUUCGGCGGGUAGAACAGUGUUCUUGUCCAGCUGUUCACAGUUUCAUUUUUAUAUAGAUCUUGAUAUAAAUAUUUCAAAAUGUGUUUGUAAACAUGCUAAAUACUACUAAGUCAUGUUUGACGCUGCAUAAUCCUUUGAAAACUCUUUGGCCUAAAGUUCCUAAAUGUAUGUCUUUUCCACAUUCUGAAGCAGAGAAAGGAAAUUCAGGGGGCCAGUUCUUAAGAAACACAGUGCCUUUAUUUUUACUUUUUACUAUGUUGAGGACCCAUUCUAAAGUCUCCUGUGGUUUUCUGAGCUUGGCCUGUCACUUGGAGUCUCCCCAUUGAACAGGUAGCCCUCUGGACACAGAGUAAGUCUGUUUGCACUAAAAUGACUACAUUUUAUUGGUUCACUUACUGGUAAGUUGUCAUUUAAGGGUACUCAUGCUUUGAAUCUUGGGUUCUUUCUUUCUAUUCUGUAAUCUCUUAAAAACUUCUUGCCUUAAAAAAUGUCUACAGAUAUAUGUACACUCAUGCGUGCAUUUCCCAUAUAUUAUUCCACAAAUUCUGCAAUAAUAAUUUCAAGCAAAUUUGUCACAAGUAAUUUUCCACAGGACAAGUUGUUUGAGAUUUAGUAAGCAAAACCAACAGCUCUACUAAAUAUACCUUUUUUUUUUUUUAAUAGAACUAAUUUUCUUCUGUUAACUGAAAAGCAUCAAUCAAAUGUUCAUUCUAGGUCAGUACAAUUCCUUUAAAUGUUUUAAUUUCCAUGAAGUGAAAUUUUGGCAACAAUAAGUGAAACAAUUGCUUUAAUUAUGAACAUUCUACCAUCAUUAGCAUUGAAGAUUAUUUCCAAGGCAUAAAGCCUGAAAUUGACUACAAUAAUUUUGGAGUCCAAUUUCAAGCUUAAUUGAGGUAAACUUACUACUUUUUUUUCCCCAUAUAGCACAGGUUUUCUUUUGUCUGGAGUAGAAGGUAGAGGCAUAGAUUAUGGAAGGCAUAGACUUAUUACAGAUGAUAUGAUCCCCAUCCCCACCCCACCUCUACAAACACAGAAGUAUUAGUUUCCUUAUUGUAUGAUUGGAAAAUCAAUGAACCAGAGACAAAAGGCCUUGUUGAAGAAUCUGGACUGACAGAGCCAAAUCUUAGCUUCUCAUUCAGAAUUUAGCUUCGAUGAAGAGUCUAAUGUUGCCAAAGACUGUUCUGUAAAAGCAAAGCCCUUUUUAUUUCUGAAGCAAAUUUUAAAUUCAGAUCUUCAGAGAACUGAAUCUGGAGAUUUAAACUACAGGUAAACCUCAGAGAUAGUUGAGUUUGGUUCUAGACCACCACAAUGAAGCGAGCCACAAAAUAGUUUUGGUUUCCCAGUGCAUAAAAAAGUUACGUUUACACCAUAUGUUUGGAGUCUAUUGUGUGCAAUAGCAUUGUGUCUAAAAAAAAGUACAUAGCUUAAUUAAAAAAUACUUUAUUGCCCAAAACUAUUAACCAUCAUGUGAGUCUUUAAUGAGUAGUAACAUCAAAGAUCACUGAUCACAGGUCACCUGAACAAAUAUAAUAAUAAUGGUGAAAAAGUUUGAAAUCUGCUGAGAAUCACCAAAAUGUAACACAGACACACAAAGUGAGCAAAUGAUAUUGGAAAAAUGGCGCCAAUAGAUUUACUCGAUCUAGGGUUGCCACAAACCUUCAAUUUGUAAAAAAAAAAAAAAAAAGGUAAUAUCUGCAAAGCACUAUAAAAUGAGGUGUGCCUGUAUAUGAAAUUCCUUUGAUUUCAUAUGUAUAAAAUAUUAUUUACUAACAAAUGAUUUACUAAAAUACCUAUUUGUUGGCACUUAUCAUGUAAUGAUAUAAUGACAAUAGCAAGUUUAAUAGGGAUGGAAAAGUCCCCAAUAUUUAACGCUGAGAGUAGCAGUAUUCUGAGAAUGUAUUUGUUUAAAUGUCAGGACAGUUUUGGGGUAAACUAAAUUCUUCAUAAAUUAACAAUAAAAAUUUGAGUCUCAUCAGAGUUAGAAACUUCAACUAUCAGCUCAGUAUUAACAUUUCAAGACCAUUUCUAACAUUUGUAAAACAAAACUUUUUAAGGCAUACCUGGGCAAUUUUCAAUGUUACUUAAAGUUUUAUACCAGUAAAUAAACUUUCUGCUCACAUUUUGAAAAGCUCUUUACUUGUUUGGCUAGAAAAUACCCAAGUUUUCUGGACAAGUCAGAGAAUAAACAAAAAAUUUCACAAAAGCCAAAAGAAAACAUUAUAGAAUUGAUAGGCAUAUGUAUGAUGACUAACAGCAAUAAAGCUAUGAUGUAUUUAUGGUUCCAAUAUGUUAUAACAUUCAGCAUAUUUGAGUUGUAUAAAAUCAGUUUUUUCAAAUUACAUAUUUAGCUUUCACUACAUGACCAUUAAUUACUUUCAUAUUGAAGCAUAUUUUUGUUAUUUUUAUUCUUAUGAAGAAUUUCAAGGGCUGGAAGACAUAACUACUAAAUAGUGAUCUUGAAAAGCUUAUUAUUACUUCUAGCGAAGCCCACGGAAACAGUACAAAACUGAAACAAACUGCAACAUGUGGUCUAAAUGAUGAAGGAAGAAGCUCGAAUUUUUUAUUUUCAGAAAUAAAGAUCAAGGAAUUUAAGACUU
Bubalus bubalis (water buffalo) is the source of this 3449-nucleotide messenger RNA. RefSeq names its product somatomedin B and thrombospondin type 1 domain containing (gene SBSPON). The record is from RefSeq and is a predicted model, not a curated record. Lineage: Eukaryota; Metazoa; Chordata; Mammalia; Artiodactyla; Bovidae. Bases 114 to 908 code for a protein of 264 amino acids. The transcript is spliced from 5 exons.